GAAGACAAAUUCGAAUAGGUCGCCAUCUUGUACGUUUGCCAACCAAUCAAAAAUGAGAAUUAAGUGACGUUCAGUAGAUUCGAGGUGUUUGAUCGUCGCACAAUCGUACUUGGAAUCUCAAUCGAACGUACGAUUCUUUGGUGUGUUUCAUUCCAGGAGCUCGUCGCGCAUUUAAAUACCACUCGAAUAGUGGUACGCACAUUAUAAAAAGAAAUAAUUUCUUAAAGAAGAAUAAUUAUAUAUAAGAAAUAUGACAUCUAAAGUUCUCAUGAAGCUACCAACUGUACCAUUUUCACAAGGAAAGAAACCAACAACCCCGCAUGACAUUACUUUAAAUGAGAGAAACGAUGGAAUGAUACAAACUAGACAACAAAAUAUGAAUAUAGAUAGAGCAGCUCAAUUGGAGCAAAAUAUGAAAUUUCUACAAGAGCAACAUCAAGCAACCUUACUUGCUUUACAUCAAGAAGUUGAAACGUUACGUCAAAGAAACAGAGAUUUGCAAUUCCAAUUAAUUUUUUCAAAAGGGACGACUUGUGUACCUAGCAGUCCUUCUUCCCCUGAAGAUAAUGGAACUGGGUUCGCGAAACCAAAGGGUAGCCCAGUAUGCGUGAACGUCACACCACUGCAGGUUGAACUCUUGGAAAAAGAUUUGCAGGAUAUUAAAGCCUCAUUACAAGAUGCAAAAACACACAACCAAUGUUUAACAGAUAUUAUUGAACAACAAAAGAAAAAUUUAGAGGAAUUAGAGAAGCAAAAGAAAAAAAUAGAUGUGACAAAUGUGGGAAUUCAAGUAGGGGGUAGAUCAGAACCUUCUCAAGAAGAUAUAGUAACACGUUUGGCAGAUGCACAUGCAGUGAUAAAACAAUUGCAUAGAGAAAAUACAGAUCAACGAAAGGAAAUUGCAACAUUAAAGGCAGCAUCAGUAAAUAAUGGAGGUACAAGUAGGGGUGGAUGGGCACGAGAUAGUAAUAAUAGUCAUCAUAGCCGUGUAUCGUCUAUAACUGGAAUACAGGAAUCAACAUCUCACAAAUUUCCACCAUUACAGACACAGAGCUACUCGCAUCGCAGAAUUCAGAGCUUUGAUCAUAAUUCUGAUUAUCAUAGAAAUGGAAGAAAUCGAUACGAUAGACAGGAUCUUCAUACAGAUGCUGAAAACACUGCAUUACCUCAACUUCAAAAUGGUAGCAUAAAUUCAGAUGCUAUGAUCUUUGAUUCGUGUUAUCGUCGAUAUCAAGCUUAUCUUAAUUAUCAUCGAGAAUAUAGUAAUCGCAAGUAUAGAUGUCAAGGCUCACAAAGGGAUCGCAGAGAUUCUGAAAAUCGUUAUUACAGACGCGAUUAUAAAGAUAGAAAAUUUAAAGAUCACCAGAGGGGAGAAUGUACAGAUUCUGGAGAAGGUUCAAGAGAUGCAGAUAGCUCCCAUAAUCAAUAAAUUAUAUAUAAACUGUUUUGAAUCUGGUGGCUUAGCCGCAUUAUAUACGAGUAGAUAUGUCUUUAAGUUAUUUGCCUUAAAAUAUGUAAAAGCAUCAGGAACUCCAUUAGCAGUAAUUAAUAGUUAUAAAUGCCGAGUGAUUAAUGUUUUCUCAUAUAAAUAUUCUCAUCUUGAAUAUAAUUCGGUUCCCUAUGCUUAGAUUACCAUACAUAACGCAAUGACGAAUGAUAUAUUAAAGCUAUAUGAUCUCGAAUGGAACAAGUUAGUGCAGCAUAAAUCAUUUUAUUUAUAAUAGACUGCCUUAAAAAAAGUAGAAGUUAUACCUCAUGAAUUGGUAAUGAAGUAAUUAUAAACAGCAAAUAUAGAUUAAAAAAAAAAAAAAGAGAGAGAGAGAGAGACAGAGGGAGAAAAAGAAAACAAAAAGGAGAAAGCUACGUGUAAUUACAACUUGAAAAAAGAUUUGAAGGAGGUAGGAAACAAAAGAUAUACUUAACCGAAUUUCUUUAUUACUUUCUCUGGCAUCCCCAAGAAGAAUUGCUCGGAUAAAGAAAUGACAAGAGUUUCUACAAGUUAUUAUACAAUUUACAUCAUGUUACAUCAAAGAUCUAAAGAUGCAUAUCUCAAUAUUUUAUUUUAUAUUGAGUGAUAAAAGUAGAAAUGAAUUUAAAAAUAUUAAGUUAUCUUAUCAAAAGUAACUUUUAUUGCAAUUGUUUAAAAAUUGUAUUACAGUUGGACUGUAAAAUAAUUAAUGGAUGAUAGUUUUUCUUGCACAAUGGAAGGUGUAUCUACGAAAAAGUUGGAAAAUUCAUUAAUGAUACUCAUUUAUCCUACAUAUAUAAUACUGUUUCUAACACAUUUUCAACUAUUAGUGGAUGGAUAUAUGCGCGAGAAAUAAAGCCAAGUUGAUAUACAUAUAAUGCUUCUAUCUACGAACAUAGAUAAAUAAUACGAGAUGUAAUGACUUGAUCAAGUACCUUUUAUCUAUUAUAAUCAUAUACCUUAUUAAAGAAAUGAUAAAUAAUUGAAUGAUUUCAACAUAA
Vespula pensylvanica (western yellowjacket) is the source of this 2469-nucleotide messenger RNA. RefSeq lists its product as uncharacterized. The transcript is spliced from 7 exons. The record is from RefSeq and is a predicted model, not a curated record. Lineage: Eukaryota; Metazoa; Arthropoda; Insecta; Hymenoptera; Vespidae. Bases 251 to 1429 code for a protein of 392 amino acids.